Molecule: messenger RNA, 1450 nt
Organism: Paraphaeosphaeria sporulosa
Lineage: Eukaryota; Fungi; Ascomycota; Dothideomycetes; Pleosporales; Didymosphaeriaceae
Product: DNA topoisomerase IV, alpha subunit
Exons: 8
Coding region: 78-1433 (451 amino acids)
Biological process (GO): meiotic DNA double-strand break formation; reciprocal meiotic recombination; meiotic DNA double-strand break processing
Cellular component (GO): nuclear chromosome
Molecular function (GO): DNA binding; ATP binding; DNA topoisomerase type II (double strand cut, ATP-hydrolyzing) activity
Source: RefSeq, a predicted model, not a curated record
GACUAAUUUCACAUUGCUGACCAUUGCAAUGGCAAUGCAACAACAUUUGUAUUGAUGAUUUCCGACACACCACACUCAUGAUGGAUGCUACUGUUGAUGCAGAUGCUGACGAGCUACUCUUCGAGCCCUUCUUGCCGUCGCCCCCGGACAGCUAUUCAUGGGAUCCGUCGGAACAGAACUUAGACGACAAGAUACUACAGGGCUACCUAGAAGACAGCCAGCCAAUCUCAAUUACGGAACUCGGCGAGGAUGGCGAAAGCUCACAUGGCCCUGUUACACCUGUGCCGGACAGGGAUUGUAUCAUCGGAAGAAUAGAGGAUAUGCUGGAAAGGAUUGUGGAUGGUUUGCUCGCAGGGAACGAGCAACUCACCAUCAAUCUGAAGACACGCUCAGGCCUCAGCCGACGGCACCAGGAUGCAGGCACGAUCCCAUCUGCAAGGGAUAUAGAAAUCAGCUAUCCGGGAAACAAUGCACAAGAUGCAAGACGGUUCACCAUCGUCGUACGAAUCCUAGAACUCAUCCACGGCUGCCUCAUCGACGAUGUUAUUAUAACCAAACGUGACAUGUACUACAGACACCCUGAGCUGUUCGGCAAACAGCCUGUGGUAGACCGAUAUGUUGAUGACAUAGCGUGUACUCUCGGGGUGCCGAGAUCACUUCUCAACGUGACUGCCGCAGCAAAGGGCUUGGUAGCAGGUAACUUCGUUUUGAGUCGAGCGGACGGAACUUCGAUGCGUGGCUUGAGCGAACCAGAGGGUAUAUUGGUACCCACAAUACAAGCUGGAGAUGUACUAGACAUGUCAGCUGUUCACUGGAUCCUUGUCAUCGAGAAGGAGGCAACAUUUCGCUCCGUGCUUAGCUCGCCUCUCUGGAAAGUGCUUGGCACACAAGGUCUCGUCCUCACAGCAAAAGGUUAUCCUGAUGUCGUAUCGAGGAGAUUUCUUCUUCACCUUGCUGAUGACUUCCCGCAAAUCUCGAUGCACGCACUUGUCGACUUGGACCCAGAUGGAAUCCAUAUCAUGUCAACGUACAAGCACGGUUCACUUCGUCUCGCUCACGAGAACGUUGCACAUGGGAAUACGCCCGGAGUAAACUUGCCGAAUCUACAGUGGAUCGGUGUCAAGAGUCACCACAUUGACCGAGCAUCGGGUAACGAAGGUGACACGACAACGGCUACUCUAGCAGAUGCCCAAGGCGUCAUGAAGCUGACGGCCAGGGAUAGGAAGAAGGCGCACCAUAUGCUGGAAUGGGGUAUUUGCAGGGAGUACGGCUCAGAGCCGGCGUGGCGGGCGGAGUUGCAACGCAUGCUUAUGCUGAAUAUCAAAGCGGAGAUGCAAAUAUUGGACGAGCUGCCUGGAGGCCUGGUCUUAUGGCUGAGCAGCCGGCUAGAAGUUAUGCAAGGCGGAUCAUCAGACGACGAGAUACUUUUUUGAGCAACAGAUAUAUUGGC